UGCAGCUGACAGCUUUGCCCCCUCCUCCCAUCAAACCUGCGCAGGUGGCGCAGCUACACGCCCAACUCCAGAUUAUUCAGUUAUCAGGAAGGGCGGUGAAGCAAAAUCCCAGGAGCCUCACGACGCGUCGCUACUGUCGAGCUAGACAUGAUCGCGAUUUUCUCAUCCUGCCGAGCUCAGUGCUUUAAGUAUAAGAAGCUCUGAUUUUUAUGUGUCCCGUGAGGAGGGGAGCGUAGCCGUGGAGCAGGAGACGUGCGUCGGAGUGAAAGGGCUUGUGCUAGGCGCACUCCAAAAAUAUGGGUCUCACACGCCGGUGGGUGCCACACGUGGUCUCCCUGCUGUUAUCGCUGUGUUUCUGGCUAUUCGUGUCGGCAGGCGCGCUGGAGAUUUUUGACCAAGACACACCUGAGUUCACCUGCAGCAAGGGUUUGACUGACUGCCAUGUGGAUCAAGCUCCGUUUUCUGAUGACUUCCCUGAUCCAUACAGUAAAGUUGACGUUACACAGUUGCAGCUCGAAAGUGUUCUCUGCUGUUCAAACAAACAGAACUGCAGUCUUUGCCUUCAAGUCACCAUCACUCUACAAGCUGACGAAAUGGGUAUCGUGACGGAUGUUUCUGAGGAGUCGGGUGAUGACGGCGAAAAAGAAGAUUUUGUGAAAGUGCAUUUUAGUGUCCCGGGAACGUUAGACUGUUGGAAGAUACUCUAUUUUAAACAAAGCAACACCACUGUUGGCAAGUCGACAUAUAAGCUGCUGUUGAGAGAAAAAGUGCAGUUCGGCAGUCCUGUUAUGGUCAGUGUAGACUCAAAGAGUCAAAAUAUGACACUUCCCUCUUUAAAAAAUGUUUGUGAUGAGGAGCCUAACGGAACUAUAAAGGAAUGUGGUCCCAGACUCUGUGUGAAAGAUCAGGGGAGGAAUGUCAAACUGCAACUUGUAAAAGCUGAUGUCAGACAAGGAGAUGCAAUCACAUGGCAGAUGGUUUGGGAUAAAAUUCCUGCAGAACAGCGUGAAUGGCCCAAAGAGAAGGAUGAGGUGGUCAUACCAUCAGACUUUGUUGCACCAUGCCUGUGCUUCCAGGCAUGGUGGAAGGGAUCAUUAAGAACACAAAUCUGCCCUUUCAAAAACAAUGAAGGUGCACUCGAAAAUAUGCAGCGCAGUGUGUCUGCAACUUUGGUGGAGUCUCAGCUGAGGGAUGGUGGCAUAGGGCUGAUCUGGAAUGUAAGUGCGCCGUGUAUACUGGAAGCAGAGGUGUGGCUGUGCAAGAAAGGCCAGGUGGGAGGCCAGUGUGAAGAGGUGAUGGGUUCCAGACAGAGACUACAAGCUAAAUGGGAUGAACGAAGCAACAGAUACUUGCAAACCGGAGAGUUCAAUGUGCCAUCUCACCCUCUGCUAUGUGUUCAGAUGAAGAUUAACGGGACAAAAUCACUCUUAGAGCCCCAGUGUCCGUUUGCCACAUCUCGAUUGCGAUGGAGCGUGGUGCUCAUCAUUGGAUUACUACUCGUGUGUUUAGCAAUACUGGGAGCGUAUUUAAUACAAGGGAUUCUACAAGGCUAUGUUUGGAAGUGGCUGAAAGACGAAGACGUUAAAGGGGCUGUGGGCGGUGUUCAUGUUGUGUUGCUGUACCCACCUGAUGAUAACCCUUGCCUGCCAGAGCUGUUGUGUCAUUUGGGCUCAUCUCUCCAAUCACUGGGCUUUAGUGUGUCUCUAGACCUGUGGAGCCAUGCUGAGCUCAGCAUGCUGGGACCUGUGCCGUGGCUCCACUCACAACUUGAUCAGCUACAAAGGCAAGGGGGCAAAGUGGUGCUAGUCCUAACCCAGGCCUCCUGGACAAAGGCUGAAGAAUGGGGAGCUCAGCGCUCAGAGAGGAAAAGACAUGUGAAAGAAGAAGAGGCAGGAAGAGAUUACCCUGGGUCUUCUCGCUGUGCAGAUGUUUUCAGUGCUUCACUGAGCUGUGUUCUAGCAGACUACUUACAGGGCCGCGCUGGCGAACGGUUUAUGCUGGUGCAAUUUGAAUCCCUCCCACCUGAGCCCCCAGGUAGUUUCCGACCGCUGCCAGAACUUUUCCGAGGCCUGCAUGUCUACAGCCUUCCAUCCCAGAGCCUGGGUUUCCUGACUGAACUGGCUGGAGCUCGUCAAGUAGCUACUGCAUCAGCCAGACGGAAAAGAGCAGGGGGGCUCAGGAUGGCAUCACGGGCUCUAGCCCAGAGACUGUCAGCAUUCACAACAGGGUCAAAUGUAUUACGCCUUGUGGGAGUGCAUCAGAGUUGUGUUGCCGUAGGAGGGGAAGACUCUGGGGAAACUGUGCCAUUGCAGCCCAGUCUUAUCACACCCCCAUCCAGCCCUGACACGGACCUGCAGGGCAGUGAAAUGGAGUGGGCCUGACAAUGCGACAGGACAGCUAUGGUUCAGUUUUGGGAUGAGCAAACAGUAAUGACACAAUCUGAACGGUUGCUCAUCAUUACCUUUGCUACUUCAGCUUCUUUAUUUCAGGAAAAACUCUGGAAUCCUAGCCUGUUGAAAAGGAGGCAUUAAAAAAAAUCAGCCCUGCUCUAGGAAAACAAUAAAAUAUCACCACUUCCAAAGAAAAAGGUGACAGCAGAUCCAAAGGUCUGUGAUGACUAUUUUUGAAAAGUAGCAUGGCUCAGGAGGGCUACAAAAUGAGAGUAAAGUGUGGAGAAAAACUCACUGUGUGCACACACUUCUGUUUCUAUGACACAACUACACACUUGUACUACUACUGCAAGUAAAAGUUUGUGAAGUUCAUGAAAAAAAUCUGCAGCACCUGUCCCAUUGUUGGAGAUUGACAUGCAUGUAUUUUGGCAAUUUUGCAGACUGUUAAGAACAACUGGAAUUUCUGCAUUGAUUAUUCAUAAAAUGUGUUCAUCAUCAUCAACUUAUACAUGCUAUUACAUGUCUUUAUUGAGCACGGUGAGUAAUAACUGGCAGAGCAGACGGGAAAAAAGUGAGUGAACUCUGUUUCUCUACCUUUGUUUUAACAUUUCCGAUAGCUGCUAAUGAGGAUUUACCCCCCCACCCCCCAAUACCAGUUCUGUAUAACUGUGUAUCAAUGCGCUGAAAGUAAUGAAGAAAAAAGAAACCAUAAUGUUGUGUUUCUGACUUUAUAUAUGUAAAUAUAUUUAACCAGUUUGUCUUGGCAUGUUCAUUUUGUUUUAUACUGUUUUCGUUUUUUCUUGUUGUCUUAAAUAAAAAGCUAAUGUUGGUAUGUCUUUGUGGCAUCAAAAGAA
This is a messenger RNA of Maylandia zebra (zebra mbuna), 3244 nucleotides long. NCBI's taxonomy places the organism in Eukaryota, Metazoa, Chordata, Actinopteri, Cichliformes, Cichlidae. The record is from RefSeq and is a predicted model, not a curated record.